Parastagonospora nodorum SN15 is the source of this 1026-nucleotide messenger RNA. RefSeq lists its product as hypothetical. Gene Ontology annotation, cellular component: nucleus. NCBI's taxonomy places the organism in Eukaryota, Fungi, Ascomycota, Dothideomycetes, Pleosporales, Phaeosphaeriaceae. Gene Ontology annotation, molecular function: RNA polymerase II cis-regulatory region sequence-specific DNA binding; DNA-binding transcription factor activity, RNA polymerase II-specific. The coding region runs from base 1 to 1026 and encodes 341 amino acids. Gene Ontology annotation, biological process: regulation of transcription by RNA polymerase II. The transcript is spliced from 3 exons. The record is from RefSeq and is a predicted model, not a curated record.
AUGGCAAUGGCAGUCGACCGCCAACAGACUCAGAUGAGCAACAUGGGCUACGAUCCCUCCAUGCGUUACCCACCACCACCACACUUCACCAAUCCGUGGGUGUCGGGCGCGUCGCAACAGCAAUUGUACUCGACGUCGAUUGCGCCAAAUGUCUCGGCUGGUCUUGAUGCCUCUACUCAACGUCCCACCAGCAUUGCGAUCCCGUACCACGGGCUGCAAGUGACUGCUCCUCCUCUAGGACAAGGUAUUACUCUCCCGGAUGGCACCUUCGCAACAGACAGCUUACCAGAUAUGUCGCAAGAUCUCAUGGCCCGGGGUUACACAAGUGGUUACGCUGCAUCUGCCUCACCAAACAACCAAACCUAUGCUCCCACAUCAGCUCCCUAUUCUCAGGUGGAAUAUGGUAGCCAAGACCGAAGCUCCUACCCAUAUCAGGAUGCUUCUCGUCGCUCUUCACACCCGUCAGUCCCCUCAGCAUUCUAUGAAUCCCUGGAAGCCCAACGACAACGCCAAAGUUCACUUGUUGACUUUAGCAGAAUGAACGCACAACAACCGCCGCGCAGCAGCUUCAGCGAGGCUCUCGACGCCAGCCGCGGUAUGGUAUCCUUGAGCCAGUCAGAUAUCACACCAAGGAACAUCUACGGGCAGCCAAGGUACCAGCCGCAGCUCUACCGACUCCGGGUCGAGGGACAAUCAGUAGAUCUCGCCAGCUCGCGCACACUUCCCCGCCCCAAUGCGCUCCUCGGAGCCUCUAUGCCCCCUGCACCCCAGUCGAUGAUGAGCCAAUUCAGCUCCAAGGUCUCGUCAAGCUCCCAGAAGAAGCACAAGUGCAAGAUUUGCGACAAGCGUUUCACCCGCCCUAGCUCGCUGCAAACACACAUGUACAGCCACACUGGCGAGAAGCCAUUUGCAUGCGAAGUCGACGGCUGUGGUCGCCAUUUCUCGGUAGUCUCCAACUUGAGGAGGCACCGAAAAGUGCACAAGAACGAAGGUGGUCAAGAUCACCCCUCACCCGAGGACGCUUGA